Molecule: messenger RNA, 1060 nt
Organism: Pundamilia nyererei
Lineage: Eukaryota; Metazoa; Chordata; Actinopteri; Cichliformes; Cichlidae
Gene: srrm3
Product: serine/arginine repetitive matrix 3
Exons: 8
Coding region: 341-1060 (239 amino acids)
Molecular function (GO): mRNA binding
Source: RefSeq, a predicted model, not a curated record
UGUAGGGGUUUUGUUCCCAGAGCUCCUUGGUGCGCUGUCCACUUCAGCACCACAAAGCCGAGCGGAGGCAGCGGGCUAGCUAACACGGGUGGGACUGAAGAUACGGCUUAACAUCAGCACCAGCGCCAACCCGAGUCCCAGAUACAGAAAAUACUGAAAAUUAGCCAGCGAUAUUCGACAGAAACACCGACAGCAACGAGUCAAGCGACUACAAAAAAGGACUUGGAGCGGCGCCUUGCUGGCCUGGCCAAACGAAAAUACUGACUGAAUCUCUGAAAGCAGGAGGCUUCCAUUUUGCCACAGCGCUGCCAUCGGUGAGAUAGGCCCAGAUUCAGUAAUCAUGUAUGAUGCAACAAGGGUGCUGUCUCCGAAAGAUGGUGCAAACGGUUUGGCCCAGCCGGUUGUCCCUGGAGCAGGAGCGGGAACAGCUGUAGGAUCUGGAGGGCCAACUGCAACUACAGUGCUGCAAGCUAAAACUGAAGAGGGGCAGUCAGUUAAGGAGGAGGAGGAGGAGCCCAAAGCAGAGCCUGUCCUGGUGAAGAAGCCCCACAGAGAAAUUCUGGACCAUGAGAGGAAGAGGAGGGUGGAGCUCAAAUGUAUGGAGCUCCAAGAGAUGAUGGAGGAGCAAGGGUACACAGAAGAAGAAAUCCGACAGAAAGUAAGCACAUUCAGACAAAUGCUGAUGGACAAAGAAGGCGUUAUCACCAGAGAAGGCUCCCACACACAACCAAUGGUCAACCACCACCUGCACUAUCCCCCUGAUGGGUAUGAAGAGGACCCUGAAGUGAUUGGCUAUGAAGAUGGAGAUUAUGGGCAUGACUACCAUGGUGACAACAGGGUGAAGAGGAAAUCAAGCAGCUCACAUUCCCCUCGUCCAAAGAAAAGGAAGAAGAAGAAAUCUGGCCAUCGAAGGAGUCGGUUUGGCAGCUUCUCACCCACUCACAGAGAGAAGAAGAAAAAGAGUGGGAAGAAACACAAGCGAGACCGAUCUGCAUCUGGCUCCAGGAAAAAGAGAAGACACAGGUUUGUACGGCAGAUAAUAAUGUCCUUCAGUAUGUGA